Apis mellifera (honey bee) is the source of this 941-nucleotide messenger RNA. RefSeq names its product estradiol 17-beta-dehydrogenase 8. Bases 178 to 918 code for a protein of 246 amino acids. Gene Ontology annotation, molecular function: oxidoreductase activity, acting on the CH-OH group of donors, NAD or NADP as acceptor. The transcript has 4 exons. Lineage: Eukaryota; Metazoa; Arthropoda; Insecta; Hymenoptera; Apidae. The record is from RefSeq and is a predicted model, not a curated record.
GUUCCUCUACUAUUUGUUUUUAUGUUAUGUAUUAUCAGAAGACAAAAAACUAUAAAAAAAAAAUAAUCUGAUGAAAUGAAAUUUAGUUUCUUUAUGUUAUAUAAGUAAGAUCAAAUUAUUAGUGCUUUAUAAUUUAUCUAUUGUAUAUUAUACUAAUCAUUUUCAAAAAUAAAAAAAAUGGUAGCUGGAAAAAUAGCUUUUGUAACAGGUGCUGGAAGCGGUAUAGGUAGAAAAGUAUGCCAUAUUUUGGCAAAACAAGGGGCUAGUGUUAUUGCUACCGAUAUAAACUUAAAAAAUGCUGAAGAAACUAUUAGAUCUUUAAAUGAUAGCAGACAUUUAGCAUUAAAUGUAGAAGUCUUAAAUGAACAAAGUAUUAAAGAAGCAUUUAAAAAUGUAAUAAAUAAAUAUUCAACUCCACCUACUAUUAUAGUUAAUUCUGCUGGCAUUACAAGUGAUCAAUUUAUUUUGAAACUUACUAAUGAAGAUUUUGAUAAAGUACUUAAUGUGAAUUUAAAAGGAACUUUUUUUAUAAUCCAAACAGCAGUAAAAGAAAUGAUUAAUGCUAAUGUAAAUAAAGGUGGUUCAAUUGUUAAUAUAAGUUCUAUUAUUGGAAAAAUAGGAAACAUGGGACAAGCCAAUUAUGCUGCAUCAAAAGCUGGAGUAAUAGCACUUACAAAAACUGCUUCUCUUGAAUUUGGACAAUUUGGAAUUCGUGUUAAUACUGUGCUACCAGGUUUUAUAGAAACUCCUAUGACAAAAACUAUACCUGAGAAUAUAAAGCAAUUAUUUAUAAAAAGAAUUCCCCUUCAUAGAAUGGGAAAACCAGAAGAAGUGGCAGAAGUUAUCAGUUUUUUAGCAUCUUCCAAGAGUUCUUAUAUUAAUGGUGCAUCCAUAGAUGUUACAGGAGGAUUAUAUUAAACUUGUUUAAAACUAUGUUAAAU